Linum trigynum is the source of this 3687-nucleotide messenger RNA. The record is from the annotation of a GenBank genome assembly. NCBI's taxonomy places the organism in Eukaryota, Viridiplantae, Streptophyta, Magnoliopsida, Malpighiales, Linaceae.
AUGGAGAAGGGGAGGAGAUCUGGCGAGCCGUCGGGGUACGUGGUCAAGAGCAAGGGGCCUUCUGGGUGUUUGAUUGUGAGGAAGAAAGGGAGUGAUGGCGUGGGAGUGGCGGCCUCUUCUGGCUCGCGGAAGCCUUUUGAAUCGAAGAAGAAGGAGAAGAAGAAGAGGCCGAGGUUGGAUUUCAGCGAUGCCGGGUCCAGUGACGAGCUGUUAAUGCGUUCACGGGCAAGGUUAGCGCCUGGAACUUCUCAGAUUCGUAAUGGCGUGAAUGAUUUUGAUGCGGGUGUUGAAGAGGAGAGUGGGAUUGCUAGGAAGAGGAGCAGGGGAGAGGGUGGUAGGCGUAGUGAGAUGGAUGGCAUUGUUAGGGAUAGGGAUAAUUUGAUUGACCGGGCGAGGACCAGGUUAGAUGUGUUUGAUUUUGAUGAGGAUGAAGGUAGUGAGGCGGGAUCGAUGAGAAGGAAGCGCCCUCAAGAAGGUGGAGCUGAUAGUCGGAGGUUUUAUGGCUCAAUGACUGUGGGUAGAGGUAGCAUUGAAAGAGAAUACAAUUCUGGUUCAAGUAGAGAUGCUCUUCCUGGGAAUAGGCAGGCUUCAUAUUUCGAGAGGGCCAGUGGUUUGACUCGUGGUGAUCGUUCUGCCAGGGAGGGGGUUCGACUGCCGGCUCCAGCUCCGAGGGAUGACUUUGAAUCAGAUCAACCAAUUCGGGUUCAAGGUAAAAAUGGUGUUCUAAAGGUUAUGGUAAACAAGAAAAAAAAGGUUGGUGGGUCUCUCAAUGGUUACAAUGCCACGGAGCCUGAGGAAGUAAGGAAGGGUGUGAGGACAGAUGAAUUUUCCAAGAAGAACAUUCGUAAGCGCCCAACUCCAUUCAUUGGCAGAGAGAAGAAACCGAUGAAUCUUCUGAAUUCGAUGAAAAGUGAAGAUGAUAAUGCGAGUGACCAGGAUUCUGGUGAUAGUGGUAUUUUGUUGACAAAGAAAGCAAAUAUGAGAGCCAAGUAUGCAGAACCUAGCAAUUCUCAGAAGGUGAUGAUCUCUGCAAGCAAAAUUGUGAGCACUGGUAUUAAUUCUGAUGACAGUGAUACUUCCUUGAAGCCGAGACCAAAGAACGGCCGGGGUCUUAGAUCAAGAACGGGGACAAGUUAUGGAGAUGAGAAGACUACGCCUAGUAACCUUCUUCCAAGCAAAAUUAAUGAAGGCAAACUUAAGCGUGGUUCUGGCACUGAAAAACAAAAGCUGCGUGAAAGAAUUAGGGGGAUGCUUAUAGAUGCUGGCUGGACAAUAGAUUACAGGCCUAGGAGGAACAGGGACUAUUUGGAUGCGGUUUACAUAAACCCUUCAGGAACAGCAUACUGGUCCAUCAUCAAGGCAUAUGACGCUCUUCUAAAGCAGUUGAAUGAAGAUGAAGAGGUUGUAAAGGCUAAGGUGGAAUGCUCUCAAAUUACACCAUUACCAGAUGAGCUGCUCCGUCAACUUACAAGGAAUACUAGGAAGAAGAUGGAGAAGGAAAUGAGAAAGAAACAACGAGACAGCCGCCAGAGUGACAAUGCAAGGGAAGCAGUAGGGCGAAAGGCAUCAAGCAGCCGGUAUGAUGAGGAGAGUAUGGACAGCCAGAGUCAGGAUGAGAAAUUGAGCUCAUUCAUAACCUCCAAGGGCCACUGUUCGAUGCAUACUUUGCACGACAACGAAGAAAAAUUGUCCUCUGGAUACAAUAGUCACCAUGGUAGGAAAAGCAGAAAACUAGGCAGAUGCACCCUACUAAUACGAAGAUCAAACCAGGGUUUGAACUCAGAUGGUAAUGGUUUUGUACCUUAUAGUGGAAAAAGAACACUGCUCUCUUGGCUAGUUGACUCUGGAGCUGUGCAGUUGAGUCAAAAGAUUGAUGCAUGGAAUAGACUAGAGGCUGCUGAGAAUAUUGGGUUUCACUCGGUAGAUGUUGAUGGUGAUGAUCCGAAUGAUGAUACUUGUGCUCUUUGUGGUGAUGGUGGAGAUUUGAUAUGCUGCGAUGGUUGUCCAUCGACAUUUCAUCAGAGCUGCCUGGACAUUGAGAUGCUGCCUACAGGUGAUUGGCAUUGCCCAAACUGUACUUGCAAGUUCUGUGGUUCAGCCAGUGACAAUCUUACGGAUGAUGAUGAUCCAACUGUUUCGGCACUUCUGACGUGCAGCCUAUGUGCUAGAAAAUAUCAUGAAUCCUGCAUGAAUGGUAUGGAUGCUGCCACUAUUGAGGGUGAUAGUUCUAAAUCUUGCUUCUGUAGCAAAAAGUGCGGAGAGCUCUUUGAGCAAUUGGGGAAGUAUCUUGGCGUCAAACAGGAGCUGGAAUCAGGAUUUUCAUGGUCUCUUAUUCGGAGAACAGACUUUGACCUGGAUACAUCUCUUCAGGGACUUCCUCAUAGGGUGGAGGGGAAUUCAAAGCUAGCUGUGGCUUUGUCUGUAAUGGAUGAAUGCUUUUUGCCAAUAAUUGAUAGGAGGAGCGGGAUCAACUUGAUCCAUGGUGUUCUUUAUAAUUGUGGGUCAAACUUCAAUCGACUCAACUACAGUGGGUUCUUUACCUUGAUUUUGGAGAGGGGUGAUGAAAUAAUUUCUGCUGCAUCCAUAAGAUUGCAUGGGACAGAGUUGGCAGAAAUGCCCUUCAUUGGAACUCGCCACAUAUACAGACGUCAGGGAAUGUGCAGACGUCUUUUUAGUGCUGUUGAAUCGGUACUCCGCUCAUUGAAGGUUGAGAAGCUAAUUAUUCCUGCCAUUUCUGAGCUAAUGCACACAUGGACGGAGGUGUUUGGGUUCACUAGCCUUGAUGAAUCCCUUAAGCAAGAACUGAAGUCUAUGAAUACGAUGGUGUUCCCUGGUGUGGAUAUGCUUCAGAAGCACUUACUUCAGCAGGAAAAUGGGGAGAAAAUGAACACUAAUAAAGGUGUGAAAGAGAAGGGACCCCAAGGUGAUAAGUUUAUGGACAAUGCUUCAGCUGAUAGUGGUUCAGCUGGAGAUUAUCUUCGAGAAAGCGACAGUGGUGGUCUUGAACAUAAUAACAUUGAAGCAAAAGUUGGAGAAUCGGCUAGGGCAAAAUCUGGCACAUCAAGUCCAGUUGCUUCUGCAAACUCUUCAAAGAUUUCCUUGGAUGCAUCCCACGAGAUUAAGCAAAGCGUCAGCUCAGAUUCAGGGCUAGUGGACAAGAAGUUGGAUAAAUCCAGAAUGUCCAACGUGAAAUUAGCCUCUCGGGAGAAUGAUGAUAUCUCUUCUCAUGCUAUUCCCGAAAACCAGUUUCUUCUUCCCAUUUCCUCGAACAAUGUUUCUGAAAUGAGCAGUUCGCCAGAUGCUUCUCGUGAACAUAAACCAGUAAAUGGUGAGGCAGUAGAUGAAUCAGCGUCUGUUGCUAACCAUUUGAGGAUGCCUACUGUUAUGAGCAGUCGGAGAGAAGUCAAAGAGGCGGCACAUGAUUUGGGGGAUAAUGGAACUGACGAGGCCCAAGCAUUCAAUAGAUUAAGCGAGUCUAAUUCCGAGGAGGAAUAUAAAGGUUCGUUCUCUACUGAACAAACUACAUUGCUGGUUGGUCUCCCGAGAGACUCUGAGCCGACCACUAUCGAUGCUCCCGGGGAGGAAUACCAAUUGGGAUCAGGCCUUGAAGCAGCAAACCAUGCAGCAGCAACUUAUGAGCAUGGUUCCGAUACUGAUGCGAGUGAAGGCAAAACGGAAUCUGAGUAG